Molecule: messenger RNA, 16981 nt
Organism: Haplochromis burtoni (Burton's mouthbrooder)
Lineage: Eukaryota; Metazoa; Chordata; Actinopteri; Cichliformes; Cichlidae
Gene: fryb
Product: furry homolog b (Drosophila)
Exons: 67
Coding region: 5121-14453 (3110 amino acids)
Biological process (GO): neuron projection development; cell morphogenesis
Cellular component (GO): site of polarized growth; cell cortex
Source: RefSeq, a predicted model, not a curated record
CAACACAGCCUGAAAUCUCUUUGACAAGCUGUCUUGUUAUAUCUCUAAGUAGUCUUCAGGAAUAGUUCUUGGGGCUUCUUGAAGGACAUUCAAAGCUCUUCUUUGGAUGUUGCUGCCUUUUAUUCUGCUCUCUGCCAAGAUCCCACACUGCUUCAGUAAUGUUGAGGUCUGGACUCUGUAGAAAGACGAAUCCAUGGCUGAUAGUGUUGCUUUGUGUGUUUUUCUCUCCAGGUAUGCCUUUACUGCAUUAGAAGUGUGUUUGAAAUCAUUGUCACGCUAAAAAAAGAAGACUCCACUAUGUUUUACUGAUACCUGUAGACUGUUGUACCGCUCUCCUGAUCUCUUGGUUCAAACCAAGUAGUUAAGAUCUGUUUUUGAUUUUUAGUUAGUCAAGUUCUUGUGCAGUUUGACAUACCUUGGCUAUUUCUCCCUGUUUCCCUUCCACUGAGAUCAUUUCUGAUGAGACCACAGCAAACAGUAGAUGGGUCAACUGAAAGGCCAGAUGCAUCUCUCAGGUCCUGUCUGGAUCUGGCUUGUUUUCUAUUCCUUAAAGACAUGACUUUCAGAUACUGUUCAUCUGCUAUUAAUACAUUUUUAUAUACCGCCACUUCUUUUUGUAAGAUAUGACACAUUUUGAGAUAAUAGCUCCUUCACAUCUGCCUUCAUGUCGGUAAUUUUCAUUGAUUCAACUAAAGAAAUGGGGUCAUAUUAUGUUUUGUUUUAUUUUUUUGUUUUUUGUGACAGGCUGUCUUAUGUUAUGGUUGAAUGGUUCUUAGAUUAGUGUUAAGUUGCUUAACAAUUGAAAGACAAUCCUCUGAAAAUGGUCAGAGACAAGGACCGGACUGAAAGUGAUUGAAAAAGGUAUUUUCAAAGACCUGCAGAGAACCUGAGGCAAAAUAUCACAAUAGGGUGGCAGACAGUACAGUAAUUGUAGUGGUGCAUUGCAAACUUUUAAACGUGAUCAAUUUUAAACUCGUGACACAUCUUUUCACUUGUAUAGGCUGUUUUAAUCAAUUGAAUCUGUUUGAUGUUUGAGUUUAAGUCAACAAAAAUGAAUUAUUAGUCUGAUAAUCAAGCCUUCUAUUCUUCCCCAGCACUGGCUAAAAAUAAUUACACACCUUUAUGGAAUGCAAUUCUUUUGCGUACAACCUUGUACGCAGUGUACAAUGUGGUGUUCAUACUUUACACUAUAAAACAAAAAUCAAAGUAGUUUUGAAAGCAUGCGGAAAAUGCAGCCGCUAAAAGUGAAAGUUUCAUUUUCACUCUGAGAAGUCACUCUCAGCUUAAACCCUGCCCAAACAUGCGGUAAAUAUAAACAUGUCAGUUACUUUGCCUGUUUAAACCAGUUUUAUGAAGGCAUGCAUGUAUAAAGUAGGUGUUGUACUUAAUCAGCUUUGUUCAGCACACACCAACCAGCCAAUUCUAACAUUUAGUGACAUCAUGAAGGAUUCCCUUACUUUUAAUUCAAUGCUAAUUCCUUUGUACUGUUCACAAGGAAAAUUUGAAUGUAGGAUUCUUGCAUGUAACUUUUACUUAAACAAAAACAAUUUGCUAACCUGCAUUUUUUUUAUUGUCACACACAUCAAUGAUGAUAAUGAUUUAGUAAGACUGAAAGGUAUUUGGUGCUUGAUUUAGCCACAAAGUAAAAUCACUCUCCUUUAUUAUAAGUGUUAACUCAAAAUAUGCACUCAGUCAUACGCUCUUGCGGGAGCAAAUGUCCCCUGUGAUCUGGACUGAUGCUUGUGGUGAGGCGCGGGUGUCAUUAACUGUGAACUGAAUUAGUCUUGAUUUUUUGCUUAGGACCAGGAGUAAACUUGUUUAUCUUCUCUUGUUCGACCGGCUUGCUGAGUGUACGGGGGAGUCUGGGAAACUGCUAACAAGACAACGUAUUUGACUGACAAGAGAGAUAAAAGUCCCCUGUCACAGAGGUCCCAGAUGGUGCAAUUUAAAUAGUAGGUGGAGGGAUGAUCAGAGAAGAAAUACAAGGGGGUUGCUUUGGGCUGCUGAGGUUAAACUAAGAGGUACAAAGCAGAAAAAGGUGAAAAAAUUGGGUUUAAAAUGACCAUCAUUCUCAGAUUAAUAAUUAAUUCUAUGAAUCUUGUUAAUCUAGGAUGUGAACACAUGGAAAAAGCAGCAAAAAUGCAAUUUUUGAUUUUUAAAAUAAAAGAUCCCACAAAAAAUGGUUGUGGCACAGUCUCCUUUGACUUAGACUGUGUGGGAGGAAGUAGUUUCUACAUUUCAGACUGAAUGUUGAAUGUGAGACUGGAUGGCUCCGCUUUGUCUUCUCAGCUCAACUUUCACCUCUGACUUGCAGGGACACAUUUCUUUCUUUGUUGGCAGUGUUGUGGCUGAUAACUAAAGUUGAAAAGCUGCACAGUCUACAUAAAACUGAACAAAAACAGAGGGACGCUCAGGGGAGGAAUCACAGUUAAGGAAUGGCAGCUGUUUAUUUUAGCCUAUGACCCUGUGGUUUGUGUGUGUGUGUCUCUUUGGGUCUAUUUGGUUGUCCCAUAACACCAAAGCAUGUCUGUACUGCGGGCAGAAGCUGGUGCUUAUCUCAUAAUUCAUAUUCAGGCUGAUUUGUGUGCAGGCUGUUAAGUAACUCAGAAAUUAUGACAAAAAAACUAAUAUUAUACUAAUAGUCAGGUCAGGUUGUUUCUAAUACAUAUCUUAAUGCAGAUAAAAUGAAAAUGCAGAAAAGACAGAUACUUUUAUCUGUGGGGUUUCUUUGAUUGGUUGGUCAGAAUUAAAGAUUAAAUACAGAAUAAAAGUCUCCUGUUUGUGCAUGUGUGUGUUCAUGUGAGGAAGAGUGAAUGAGUCUGUUUUUAAUAGUUGGCUGUUGUACUGCCUUAGGGGACGGCACGCCUCUCUAACUGACUUUGGCACCGAGCCUCACUGUGCCUGUUUGCCAGCCGUUAACUAUUUCCUUGCUCUUUGUUUUGUCUCCAGACACUAGCUUGUGUGAUGUAUUUAUUUGACCUUUGACCUUGAUGGCAUUUGAAGUCUCCUUUGUUUGUGGUGAUUGUGGAGAUUCAAGAAAGACAGAUUACAAAAUUCAAGGAAGGAAAAUUCUCAUUUCCUGUUAGCAGCCAGUGGCCGGUGUAGCUUCAAGCAGACGGCCUGAAGCAGGGAUGAGAAGAGGGCUACAGAGUUGUGGUAACGUCACUUCUUUCUAAAGCCACAUGCCUUACGUAUAUAUUUUUUCAUUUUCAACAAAGACAUCACUUCCUGUGAAUAAAAAGCAUCACCCUCUGCACAACACCAUCUCGCUUUAUCCAGCAUUUUUCACAAUGCGUUUUCCCACUCCACUGAACCUGCAAACAGUGUUUAAUGUGUAAAGUGGGUUUAGUGUUUUCCCAUAAGAGAGAGUUUUAAUCAUCCUAAUUAAACCUGUGUUGCAGUCUUUACAUGGAGGGCGUGAAAGUUUUGUUUUCACACCUACAUGCGCAAAAUCCCGGGAUGAUUCACCAAGUGAAGCUGAUGUCAUGACGAUGGCAUACACAGCAGGAAGUCACCGGAGGAUAUGGAGCUCCCAAGAGAUGUUUACCACCUUACCUGCAGAGAGAAGAUUGAGUGAGGAGUAAAGAAAGAUUACACUUUUUUAAUAAAGAAUAUUUACUUGAAUAAUUCAUGUAGUGUAAGGGUUUUGAAAAAAGACCCUGCACAUUAUUUGCGAGGCUUUGACUUUAAAAAUUUCCAUUUACAUAUUGAGGAAGACUUUUAGUAAUGUGAGUUAGGAUUAAAGGAUUAGCAUUAAAGAACCACAUAAUUAGGGUUAAACUAAAACAGUGCAGUGUAUUCCCUGUGAGAUUUGUUUUUGGAUAAGGGGCUGGGAUGUCAUUUGCGUUUUGACAUUUGGCGUAAUUCCUGGUCCCUUUCCAGAAUUAGAUCAAGGAAGUUUUACCUUCAACAGUAACAGUAGCCUACUUAUAUCAUAAUGUUGUAACACUUCCGUGUAUAGCUGUCAUUGUUUUCUUUUUUUUCAUGAGUGUACAUAAAUAUGCAUUUGCCAGGCUUUAUUUGACAGAUUUAAAACCACAUGACAAUCACACCCCACAGUUGUCUCUGAAAUGUGUGUACUAAUCAGCAGCUGAUUGUUUCAAACAUAAUUUUAGGCUACUGUGCUUCCUGUUUGUGUUUUCACCCACCCAAACACCCUACCCCCCACCCCUCCAAGCUUUGUUAAUGGGUGUGUCUGUCCUCAGGAAUCCUACACCAUUAACAAUUGAGGUUACUGUAACUGGCUAAACAGCUUCGACCAGUGAGCGCAGGGUAUCUGACACACCAACACGCAGUGUUCCGGCUAUCCAAAGCAGUAAACAGAUGCCAUUCUUUAAUGGUCUACUGCUACGCGAGAGGGAAAAAAGGAUGAAACAAGAGUCAGGAAGCAGGUGUGUGAGAGAGGACGCAAGAAAGAAAUCAUUUUUCUCAUUGCCAAAAAUGCCUCUGUGAGGGAAGGUGAGUAGGAGAGAGGAAAAAGAGAGGAAGAAAAUGCGAGGGAGUGGAGGGGUAAAAGAACCACCCAGAUUUAACAAACCACCCAAUCAAGCUGCGUUCUUGGAAUUGGCUCCCUCCCCUUUUUUCACCACCUGAGAGUGAAGAAACACAGCUGUGCCUCAGAGGGCUGAAAAAGACAGAAGGAGAAACGCUCUGAGAGCAGGUGAGAGUUGAAGUGGGGCACGCAAAGAGAAGAAAGGUUUUAUAGAAAAUCUGCUUUCAAAUAAAAUAAGAUUUUUUUAAAAAAAAAUGUUUUCAAAAUCUUAAACAACUGUGAGAAAGCCUCGAGAGGAAGACCUGAACUCUCAGGAGAACUGUGUAACAACAAAGCGAUGAGCUCACUGUCUCGGGAUUGAAUGAACACAACAUAAAGAGAAUAAACCCUGAAAGGAAACUGGAUACCAAAAUGUGGGGAAAAAGGUGAAGAGUGAAAAUGGACUGAAGGGCCUUUUUAAGUAUUUUUCCUUCCUCUGGGACAAGGAUUUUUUUUAUUUUAUUUUGAGUCUUCUGUGGAACAAUGUAAAGUUGUCUUUCUUCCUCUGAGGAGGGCUACAUUUUGACAAUAUUCUACGAGGUGUCGGUGAGCUCCUGUGGAGACUGGCUAAUGAGCAAAUAGGGGAGACAUGUCUCUAGAAGAUGUCAAAAGCACCACCAGCCUUGGGGCUGAAAGCAGUGCUUCAGAUCAUUGCAAUGGCCACUGUCUGAACCAACAUCAGGAUCACGGGGUGAACCAAAGUGAAGGCCAGGAUGAGAUCGUUCUGGACCGUAUUGCCUCUCUGUCAGUGGAUAAGUUUGAUCCCAGUGACUUCACAGGGAGGUUUUCAAAGAUCCAGUUGAGGUCCAGAAAGAGAAGAGGGAUCAUUAAUAGAGCUUCUCCAGUGGGGCUGAAGCCAUCCAUCCCACCAGCCAGCGGUCCCUUGGGUGAGAGGAAGGGCCCCGUCGUCAUGGCGCCUGUCAACGUGGACCCAGAGAGCAAGCCGGGCGAGUUUGUCCUAAAAAGCUUAUUUGCCAACUUCACCUUGCUCUCUGAACGCAAGAUCCGUAUCAUCAUGGCUGAACCACUGGAGAAGCCACUAAACAAAUCUCUGCAGAGAGGAGAAGACCCACAGUUUGACCAGCUGAUUAACUCUAUGAGUUCUCUUGCUGAGUACUGCCUGCCAUCCAUCCUGAAGACUCUGUUCGACUGGUACAAGAGGCAAAAUGGCCUGGAGGACGAAUCCCAUGAAUAUCGACCCCGGGCCAACACCAAGUCAAAAAAUGAUGAGCAACAGAAGGACUACUUAUUGGAGCGGAGGGAUCUGGCGAUAGAUUUCAUCUUUUCACUGGUGCUUAUUGAAGUUUUAAAGCAGAUCCCCCUCCAUCCUCUUUUGGAUGGACUCAUCCAAGAAGUCGUUAACCUGGCCUUCAAGCACUUCAAAUACAAGGAAGGGUAUCUGGGGCCUAACACAGGCAACAUGCACAUAGUAGCUGACCUCUAUGCUGAAGUAGUGGGAGUCGUUGCUCAGUCGAGGUUCCCAGCAGUGAGGAAGAAGUUCAUCUCCGAGCUCAAGGAGCUGAGGCAGAAAGAGCAGAGCCCGUACGUCAUCCAGUCCACCAUCAGCCUCAUCAUGGGACUCAAGUUUUUCCGCAUCAAAAUGUACCCAGUGGAAGACUUUGAAGCUUCCUUCCAGUUCAUGCAGGAGUGUGCACAGUAUUUCCUGGAAGUGAAAGAUAAAGACAUUAAGCACUCAUUAGCUGGACUCUUUGUGGAAAUACUCGUACCUGUAGCUGCUACCGUGAAGAAUGAGGUGAACGUGCCGUGUCUACGAAAUUUUGUCGAAAGUUUGUACGACACCACACUGGACCUGUCCUCUAGGAAGAAACACUCUCUGGCCCUGUAUCCUCUGGUGACCUGCCUGCUGUGUGUCAGUCAGAAGCAGUUCUUCCUCAGCCGCUGGCACAUUUUUCUCAACAACUGCCUCUCGAACCUCAAGAACAAAGACCCCAAGAUGGCACGAGUGGCUCUGGAAUCACUCUACCGCCUGCUGUGGGUGUACAUGAUCCGGAUAAAGUGUGAAAGCAACACUGCUACACAAAGUCGCCUGACGUCCAUCACCACCACUCUCUUCCCCAAAGGGAGUCGUAGCGUCGUGCCCAGAGACAUGCCUCUGAAUAUUUUUGUCAAGAUUAUCCAGUUUAUUGCCCAGGAGAGACUCGAUUUUGCUAUGAAGGAGAUCAUAUUUGACCUGCUGAGUGUUGGGAAGCCUGCCAAAGCCUUCAGUCUCAACCCAGAGCGUAUGAACAUUGGUCUGCGGGCGUUCCUGGUGAUAGCAGAUGCUCUCCAACAGAAGGAUGGAGAGCCUCCUAUGCCCAACACAGGAGCCACUCUGCCCUCUGGAAACUCUCUGAAGAAGAAGAAAACAUAUCUCAGCAAGACACUCACUGAAGAGGAAGCCAAGCUAAUAGGCAUGUCCUUGUACUACUCCCAGGUGCGAAAAGCUCUGGACAACAUCCUGAGGCACUUGGAUAAGGAGGUGGGUCGUUGCAUGAUGCUCACAAGCGUCCAGAUGCUCAACAAAGAGCCAGAGGAUAUGAUCACUGGUGAAAGGAAGCCUAAAAUCGACCUGUUCAGGACAUGUGUGGCUGCCAUUCCUCGUAUCCUUCCCGAUGGCAUGUCCAAGCCUGAGCUCAUAGACUUGCUAUCAAGACUCACAGUGCACAUGGACGAUGAGCUUCGUCUUAUUUCCCAGAAUUCCCUGCAGAGCCUGUUACUUGAUUUCUCAGACUGGAGGGAAGACGUCCUUUUUGGUUACACACAUUUCCUUUUACGUGAGGUCCAAGACACCCAUCAGUGUCUGCAGGAUGCAUCCGUCAAGCUUCUUCUCCAGCUGCUCACACAGUGGAGGUUAGCUCUGCAGCUCCAGGGGAAGAUGCGAGGGGGAGUUGAGGCCAGCCCUAGACUGCCAGAGCGAAGCCCUCAUUGUUCAGUACUCCAUGCGGUGGAGGGCCUUGCUCUGCUGCUCCUCUGUUCGUGUCAGAUCAGCACAAGGAAGCUGGCAGUCGGCGUGUUAAGAGAAAUACGCUGUCUCUUCACGGCACUGGGACAUGCUGAGGACGAUGACAAACCCAUGAUAGAGGUCAUGGACCAGCUGAGCCCUGCUGUAAUGGACAGCUUUGUUCACGUGGCUGUUUCUGACUCAUCCACUUUGCCUCUCAGCCACCACGUUGACCUCCAGUGGCUAGUGGAGUGGACGGCUCGACUGGUGAGCAGUUCGUACGACGUGAAGAGCCCCAGCCAUGUCUGGAUUUUUGCCCAGUGUGUGAAGGACCCAUGGGUGCUCUGUUUGCACAUCUUUUUGCGGCAAGAGCAUCUGCCUAAGCACUGCCCCGUUGCUCUAGGAUACGCCUGGCCCUACGUUUUCACACGGCUACAGCUGCUGCUGCCUCUGGUUGAUCCCAACAGCCCAGUGAACGCUAAGAAGACGAGCACGGCAGGCGCCAGCGACAGCUACAUCUCACUGUGGCGCAAUUACCUAAUCCUCUGUCUCGGAGUGGCUAAGCCAAGCAUCAUGUCACCUGGCCAUCUCAGAGCGUCUACACCUGAGAUCACUGCCACCACACCUGAUGGCAGCGUCACCUACGACAACAAGGUUAUAGGCACGCCCUCUGUGGCCUGGCUUUUAAAGCAGCUCGUCCCACUGAUGAGAGCUGAGAGUCUGGAAAUCACAGAGUCCCUAGUGCUGGGAUUCGGAUGCACAAAUGCUCUGGUCUUCAGGGAGCUUGUCGAAGAACUCCAUCCGUUGAUGAAAGAAGCACUGGAACGUAGGCCUGAGAACAAGAAGCGUAGAGAGAGGAGGGAUCUUCUCAGGCUGCAGCUGCUGAGGAUAUUUGAACUACUGGCUAACGCAGGAGUCAUCAGUGACAGCACUAAUGGAGCUCUGGAGCGUGAUUCCCUGGCCUUGGGUGCUUUAUUCCUCGAGUACGUGGACUUAACCCGGAUGCUUCUAGAGGCUGAGAAUGAGAAAGAACUGGACGUGCUCAAAGACAUACGAGCUCAUUUCAGUGGGAUGGUAGCCAAUCUCAUCCAGUGUGUGCCUGUCCACCACAGGCGCUUCCUCUUCCCUCAGCAGUCUCUGAGGCACCAUCUCUUCAUUCUCUUCAGCCAGUGGGCCGGGCCCUUCAGUGUUAUGUUUACGCCUCUUGACCGGUACAGUGACCGCAACCACCAGAUCACUCGCUACCAGUAUAGUGCUCUCAAGGCCAUGUCAGCAGUUCUGUGCUGUGGUCCAGUUUUUGACAACGUGGGUCUCUCUACUGAUGGUUAUCUCUACAAAUGGCUUGACAACAUCUUGGCCUGUCAUGACUUACGGGUGCAUCGUCUGGGGUGUGAGGUGGUCAUUCUGCUUUUAGAACUGAAUCCAGAUCAGAUCAACCUGUUCAACUGGGCCGUGGACCGCUGCUUCACUGGGUCUUACCAGCUUGCAUCUGGCUGCUUCAAGGCCAUCGCCACAGUGUGCGGUAACAGGAAUUAUCCAUGUGACCUUGUGACUUUGCUCAACCUCGUGCUGUUCAAAGCCUCAGACACCAGCAGGGAAAUAUAUGAAAUCUCCAUGCAGCUGAUGCAGGUGCUGGAAUCUAAGCUGUGUGCAUACUCCAAGCGGAUGGUGGAGCAGAAGCCUGGUAAUAUUUUGUAUGGGACGCACGGCCCCCUCCCUCCUCUGUACAGUGUCAGCCUUGCGCAGCUCUCCAUCCAGCUUGCCAGCAUGUACCCAGAGCUCACGCUGCCUCUUUUCUCAGAGGUGAGCCAACGUUUCCCAACCACCCAUCCUAAUGGCAGACAGAUCAUGCUAUCCUACCUGCUACCCUGGCUUAGUAACAUUGAGCUAGUGGACACAGGUCUCUUACCUCCUGCUUCAAGUCCCUGCACACCAGAGGAAGAACCUCGAGGUCAGGCUCGGGGCCUGAGUGCAUCCCCCAGCCUGAGAGGCAGCGGCUGGGGCUCCUUGCAGGCGACAUCAUUGGUGCUCAACAACCUCAUGUUCAUGACUGCUAAGUAUGGAGAUGAGGUUCCCGGACCAGAGAUUGAGAAUGCCUGGAACGCUCUAGUGUCGAACGAGAGGUGGAGCAACAACUUGCGAGUCACCCUGCAGUUCCUCAUCAGCCUGUGUGGUGUUAGCAGUGACACCACAUUACUGCCUUAUAUUAAGAAGGUGGUGAUUUACAUGUGUCGCAAUAACACCAUCCAGACUAUGGAGGAGCUCCUGUUUGAGCUGCAGCAGACCGACCCUGUCAACCCUGUGGUUUUGCACUGUGAUAAUCCUCCAUUUUAUCGCUUUGCUGCCAGCAACAAAGCCUCCACAUCCCAGACAGGCACCACCUCCAGUAGUAACACCGUAGUGGCUGGUCAGGAAAACCUGCCAGAGACAGAUGAGACCAAGAUGGUCAGAGAGAGUGAAGAACGCCGGGCGAGGGCUCACAACAGACUGGAGUCUCGUUACAGCAACAGCUCCGGAGGCUCCUAUGAGGAUGAAAAAAAUGACCCACUUCCACCUUACGCUGGAUGGCUGCUGAGUAUUCUCGAGACCAACCGUCCUCAGCCGUUACCCAUGCCUGUUAAUGGAGGCUGCUGGGCACCUCUGGUUGACUACCUUCCAGAAACUAUCACACCUAGAGGACCACUGCACAGGUGUAACAUUGCAGUGAUCUUUAUGACCGAGAUGGUAGUAGACCACAGUGUGAGAGAAGACUGGGCUUUACACCUGCCCCUACUACUACAUGCCCUCUUCUUAGGUCUGGACCACUACAGGUCAGAGGUCUAUGAACACAGCAAACGUCUCCUUCUUCACCUCCUCAUUGCGCUCUCCUGCAACAACAACUUUCAGGUAAUAGCCUCAGUACUGAUGCUGACGAGAGAGAUCAGUGACAACAAGACCCUCACAAUCAAGUCCAGCUACCACACAGAGUACCAGCAGUCACACGCACCAGACUUUUUGCGGGAGUGGCAGGCAUCUCCCGUGGUGGACUCUGGUCUCAGCUCCACCUCCAACUCAUCCUCUGCUAGCCUGGGUGGUGGCAGCACAGCCGGCAGUGUUGGAAAUCUGCCCCUUGUAACACCCGAUGACCUGGAGGAUCUUGAAGAUGCGCCCAAUGAGACGGAUGAGAAGACGAACAAACUCAUUGAGUUUCUCUCCACCAGUGCUUGGAGUACUGUGUUGUUAUUGCACAGAUCAUUUGGGCCACUGUGGGUGCAUGAGGACAUCACACCAAAGAACCCCAACUCCAAAAGCACAGAGCAGCUCAGCAACUUCCUGCGCCACGUUGUCUCUGUCUUCAAGGAGUCCAAGUCAGACUUCCACCUGGAGCAGCAGCUUAGUGACGUGGCCUUACAGACGGCUCUGUGCAGCUCCUCGCGUCACUAUGCCGGCAGAUCUUUCCAGAUCUUUAGAGCUCUCAAACAGCCGAUCAACAACCAUGCUGUCUCUGAUCUGGUCUCACGCCUCGUUGAGGUGGUGGGAGAACAUGGAGACGAGGUGCAGGGCUAUGUGAUGGAGGUGCUGUUAACUCUGGAGUCAGUAGUGGUGAAUCUAGCAGAGUGUCUGAAAAACAGUGACCUUAUGGCAGCUCUUACCAGGACAUCCUCACCAGACUUUGUGACAAGUGACAAACUGAUGAACAGAAAGAGCACAGGUCAGCUGAACUUCCCUGGCCCAGGAUUUGUCGGCCUGUCAUCGCAGCGCCACCAGCGCUCCUAUUCUGUCCCCAAGAAGUUCGGCGAGUGUUGCAACCAGUCGAGUGAUCCCCCUCGCAGUGCAACUCUGGAUCGCAUACAGGCUUGCAACAGUCACGGCCUUGCACGAACAGGAAGAAGUUCAGGCUCCUGCACAUCAUCGACAAAUCGCAUUGAUCCCAGCGUUCUGUCGGAUCCCGCGCACGUGUCUCAUCCUUCGUCGAUACUGGCCACAGUCUUCUGGGUGGCGGUGUCGCUCAUGGAGUCAGACUUCGAGUUUGAAUACCAGAUGUCACUUCGCCUCGUUCACAAGCUGCUGUCAAAGGUGCCCUUAGACAGAGCAGAGAACCGUGAGCGCCUGGAGAAGCUGCAGGCUCAGCUGAGGUGGAGCGGGUUCUCUGGGAUUCAACAGCUUUUGUUGAAGGGAUUUACCUCCCAGGCUACAUCUGACCUGACCUUACAGCUAUUCUGCCAGCUCACGCCAGUCUCCCGCGUGCCUGUUGUCGACAGCUCACAGUCUAUAGGCUUUCCUCUGAAUGUGCUGUGUCUGCUUCCUCACCUGGUCCAGCACUUUAGCCACCCAAAUCAGUUCUGUAAGGAAAGUGCUGAGAGGAUUGCACAGGUAUGUUUGGUGGAAAAGAACACAAAGCUGUCCCAUCUGGCACAUGUGAUGACGCUCUAUAAGACACGUUCCUACACGAGGGACCCUUUCUCCUGGGUCAGCGUGGUUUGCCGCUACCUUCACGAGGCUUUCUCUGACAUAACGCUCAACAUGGUCACCUAUAUGGCUGAGCUGCUGGAUAAGGGACUUCCCAGUAUGCAACAGUCUCUCCUCCAAAUCAUCUACUGUCUGCUUAGCCACAUGGACCUGACUGCUGUGCAGGUCAAACAGUUCAACGCUGAUGUCCUGAAGACCAUUGAGAAGUUUGUCCAGACAGUACACUGGAAGGAUGCCUUAAACAUCUUGAAGCUGGUGGUAUCACGCUCUGCCAGCCUUGUUCAUCCAGUGUACGGCCACACACAGGGUGAUCUUUCCAACCUAGAGGUCAGCAGAGUGUGGGACGGCUCCGCUAAAGCUCUCCCUGGGAAAACUCUGGAUUUCACAUUUGACAUCUCUGAGACACCGGUGAUCGGGCGCCGUUUUGAUGAGCUCCAAGGAUCAGGGGGUAGAGAGGGGAAAGCCAGAGCCAUGGCUGUGACCCGCAGUACUUCCUCCACUUCUUCUGGAUCCAAUUCCAACACCAUUCUGGUGCCUGUCAGCUGGAGGCGACCACAGUUAUCUCAGAAAAGAACCAGAGAGAAGCUGGUGAGCGUUUUGUCUCUAUGUGGACAAGAAGUUGGACUUACCAAGAACCCAUCUGUGAUCUUCUCAUCCUGUGGUGACUUGGACAUGAUGGAGGUGCGGGAGAGCGGCGUGUCAUCUGAGGACGGUGGUACCAGAGAGGACACAUUAGAUGACACCGCCAGUGAGCAGCAGUUUAGGGUUUUCAGAGACUUUGACUUCCUGGAUGUGGAGCUGGAGGAUGGAGAGGAGCUCCAGGGUGAGACUGUCGAUAACUUUAACUGGGGUGUGCGCCGGCGAUCUCUGGACAGCACAGAGCUGGGCGACCUGCUGGAGGAGAGCCAGCACUCAGGCAGCACCCCCAGUCUGGGUCACGAAGACCCUCACGAUUCAGACGAGUCAUCAGAGGAAGAGGAGUCUUCAACUAGCCAGAGCCUCUCCCAUUCUCAGCUUACCAACCCGUCUCCAUCAGAGGAAACCAAUCACACCGAUUCUCUGUCUACUUCAUACGACACAUCUGCUGACCCCCAGUCCCUCAACGCCACCACCCCGAGCCAGGGAGCUCUCCAUGAUGAUCACAUUGGUCUACAUGUGAGGGUGUGUGGUGAGGACGAGGACACUCAGGCCCAGGAUGAUGAACUGUCGCUGAGUGUCAACGAGCUCCCCCCCGGCUCCGACUGUGGAGAGAGCUUCACUCUGGAUUUGCCGGGGCAACCUCAAAAUCAGCUGCCAAAUCUGGACCGUGGUCUUAACCCAGACUAUUGCCAGCCUCCACUGGAUUUUCUAGACCCAAACUGUCUGCCCAGCUUGCGUGAUGAUGUUGAUGAUUUGGAGGACCUUGGGUUUCCUCCUCCCCCCUCUCCAUUUUUUUCCGCCAUCUUGGCAGCGUUCCAACCCACGGUGUGUGACGAUGCCGAGGAGGCAUGGCGCUGCCACAUCAACCAGCUUGUAACAGACUCAGAUGGGUCAUGUGCUGUCUACACAUUUCAGGUCUUCUCAUCACUCUUUAAGAACAUCCAGGGAAAAUUCUGCACCUUAACAAAAGAUGUUGCCACUUAUCUUGGCGAGGGAUUAAGAGGCAUUGGAUCAAAGUUUCUCAGGUCCUCACAGAUGCUCACCACAUGCUCAGAUUGUCCUACCAUUUACAUUGAUGCUGACACGAUCAUGUCCUACGGCCUCCUCGAAAAGAUGAAGUUCAGUGCACUGGAGCUGCAAGAGUACCUGGAUACUUACAACACCAAAGAGGAGGCUGCUGUAUUGUGGCUCAGGAACUGUAAGGACACAUUUCCCAGAUGUCCUGGUGACAGUGUGGUUACCUGCCAACCUGGAGAUUCAGAGGAGAAGCAAAUGGAGUCUCUUGCACAACUGGAGCUUUGUCAGAGGCUUUACAAGCUUCACUUUCAGCUCCUCCUUCUGUUCCAGUCCUACUGCUCGCUCAUUGGUCAAGUUCAUGCAAUAAGCUCCGUGCCUGAGCUGCUGAACAUGUCUCGAGAGCUUACUGAUCUGAAGAGCAGCCUGCAGGCAGCAGAGGCAGCCGUAGCCAGCGACUUGGAACACAAACACUUGGCCCACACUCACUCACACGCCACCCAGGUGGCAGCCAUGGUUGUGCCCAGCUUCCCCACCUCAGAGGCAGCGGUGCAGGCCAUACUGGAGUGCCUUAGGAACCAUGAGUUCACCAAAGCCGUGCGCUACAUCCAGGAAUGCAGGAGGCAGUGGCCUAACGGAGUGUUUGGCGGAAGCUCAGAGAGUGAGGUUCAGACGCUGCUCAACGUCUACUUCCGUCACCAAACGUUGGGCCAGACGGGCACAAUCGCCCUGGUCGGUUCCCGGCAGGACCUCAGUCUGAUCUGCUCCAAGCUGCUGGAGCUCAACGGGGAAAUCCGCGACAUGAUCCGCCACGCCCAGGGUUACCGGGUCGUCACAACUUACCUCCCCGAUUCAAGUGCCUCCGCGACCAGUCUCUGACAGGACUUCAGGAGCCCCCCACCCCCUCCUUCUCCACCUUUACUCCCUCCAUCACUGCAGCCAUUGACCCUUCCAAGACAACCUCUGCAAUCCUCUCAGCCUGCUCUUACAGAGGGGGCCCAGCACCCACAUACCUGGCCCCUGCCGCCUCCUAUGUGUCUGCUGCCCCAGAUUCACAGCUCCAGGCAGAUGCCCACUUACCACCCUGCCCAGCACUAGAACCUGAAUUAAACCUUUCAUUCCACUCUUCAUCCUCAUCCACUGCAAACUCUGAGACCUCUUUACUUAAUUUUCCCAAACCCCCUGACCUGUUCUCUGCUCAUAGCUCCAACACGCCAGGCCAGUCACAUUUUACACUGCCGCUCACACAAGAGCCAAAGAGACGUUAUCUAGAUGAGAACGCAAGCCUUUAUUAUCCUAUCAGAGUACAUCCAUCAUGCAGUUUACCGCAAUCACAUUUCCACUGCAGCAAACACCCGAUAUCAUCUCUCACAUCCAGCUCUCUCCCAACUGUGGCCUCAGCGCCCACCUUGCUCACACACUCUUACACGAACCCAUCACCCAUUUCUUCCCGGGGCUCUCAUCUUCCCCAUUUCCCAUGCUCUCCGUACAAACACUCAAGCCCGUCCUCGAUUCUGCACCCGGGCCGUGACACGGUCUUAACUCACAGCCCUGCAUCGAGUUCAUCUCUUCCCCCUCCCCCACCACCCCCUCCCUGUCCCACCGGCCCAGGAGAGGCUGCAGCUUGGGGUUGUUGUUGCUCCUUCGGCGGUGCUGCUACGCCUUUGACUCGCUACCUAGGGAAGGUGGGACAAGCUGCCCUGCCCUUACUGACAGUAGGGGGGCUCCUGAAUACUGAACCGUCAGAUGUCCAAACCUGAGACUUUAAAGUUACCACGCCAGAGGACCUAACGAUCCAACAUCAGGUCUUUGCAUCUGAAAAGUAGACAAUGACAUACCAGAAAUAACUGGACACUUUAAAUGUUUAAGGACAGGGAAUCAUAUCCCAUGUAUAAUGGGAUUUAUCUCUGGAUACUACAGAUUGCUGCCUGCUGAUAAGAAUGACCUGAUGUGAUUAUAUACAAGCGCAGGCUUUGCUUCUAAAGCUAGAUGUCGUGAAAAAUAAUGUACCUCCUUGUUUAAGUCCCGCUUGACGGUCAUAAUUCAGCAUCUAAUCUGUGCUGCACUCCGAGGACCUGUGAAGGCUUUUAGCUUGGACUUAAACUGGCUUCCCAGAGGAACUUUUAGACAUGCUUGACACUUGCUGCCUCCUUCAGGAAGGAUGAAAGAGACAGUGAGGAAAUGAGUCGUGACACUACGUAGCAUCACUGGAAGAAGUUUCCUCUGUGGAGUUUUGUUAUACGUUUUUUCUAAAUGUUGUAGAAAGGAGAUCAUGUAUGUUUUGUUACUGUGAGAGAAAAAGGCUGUCACUUUUAUUAAGAAGGAAAAGCCAAAUGCUGGAGUGAUUUUGUCUCUACUGUUCUGAGGCCUCCUCUGGAGGAAACUGUGCAAUGCAUGACCCAGCUGAAUGCUUUCUACUGUAUGCUCCCGUCCUGUCCUUUUCGCCUGGCCCAGACGUCUGACCUCAGACUGAUUGAAAGACUUGCUGACAGAGCAGAUUCAAAAUAUUCAAGCGCAUUUCUUUACGCUGCUCUUUGGCCUGUUUCUAUUAUUGAUAUUCUGUAUCAGUGAAUCAACUUGUCCCCUGACUACUGUUGUAAACAUUGGUAGAGUAAUCAUGCCAUUAUCCGUGCGUGGCGUGCACCCCUCCGUGGCUAGCUGUAGCAUCUUUAGUGAGCGUAAACACUAUAUUUCUGUCGACUUGGUGUUCACAUGCAGAGAAGAUGGCGCAUGUACACAGUCAAGUAUUUGCCCGUCUGUAUACUGCUAAUCGUUACUGUCACACAACCAUAGUAGGAUAUGUUUGUGUGGUUUGUAUUUACCUUACACGUAAGGGAAAUGCUGACAUUCUGCACUCAUUGUAGAUGUGCGAAAUGAAACCCACGCUACACACUACUGAAUCUGAACUCGUCGUUGUCAGCCUUUUUGUGUGUGUGUGAGAGACUCUCCCUUGGUUCGGAUCAAGCAAUCAUUUUGCUGUUGCUGUACAAAUGUCUUCUUUUCCUAUUUAUAUCUGAUCAGAUAUGAAACGACACUUAUUUGACUUAAGUUUUAUAAUGAUGUUUGUUCUCUCAAAUCAAACUGCCAUGCAUGCAUUUUCUGUUUACUGUAUGGAGUGUUUGAAAUAUUUAUUAACAAGAUAAUUUUAUCUGAAAGAUACGUUUGUAUGAGGUACAAAAGGGAGCCACAAGCUCACGCGGGUAUGUUUUUCUUUUUCCUGUGUGUGGGAGAAUGUGUUUGCAUGCCAAACAAGAAGUUGCACAUUUUUAAAGCUUUUUAGAUGAAGACAGUAGUUGUUUUUUCACCUUGUAAAUAUUUUCACAGCCUUUGUGAAGUUGUUUUGAGUUGAAGCUCUGUAAAAGUUGUUAAAGUAAAGACCUAUAACUUAUGUUGUCUUUUGGUGCUUU